Messenger RNA from Dendrobium catenatum, 2410 nucleotides. Its product is annotated as nuclear/nucleolar GTPase 2. The coding region runs from base 490 to 2133 and encodes 547 amino acids. Gene Ontology annotation, cellular component: nucleolus. Gene Ontology annotation, molecular function: GTP binding. The record is from RefSeq and is a predicted model, not a curated record. Lineage: Eukaryota; Viridiplantae; Streptophyta; Magnoliopsida; Asparagales; Orchidaceae. The transcript has 11 exons.
UAGGGUUUGCCCUUCAUCCUCAUUUCGUCGUUGCUGUUCGGCUUCGUUGCUUCGCAGGAGGUGUAGAGAUUGCACGAGUAGCUUCUUCGGCUCCGUCGUUCCUGUUCGACUUCGCUCCUUCGACGACUUUCCCUUCCUGUCGGAUCGGACGUUUCGUCAUUUUGAUCGGAAGCUACAACGGGAGCUCGCUGGCUCUGAAGUUAACUUUCUCCCUUUCGCGAGCUUCUUCGGCCAAAAUCCGUGAAUCCGCCGAACUAGAGGCUUUAGUAAAUCCGGGAUUUUUACGGCAAAAAGAGGAAACGGAGGAUUUAUUACGCCGUGAGAUUUACGGGGCGCUCAAAUCCCGUUUAGCAGGAUUUAUUUAAAUCCUGCUCAAAUCCUGUACAAAUCCUGUUGCCAAACAGCCCCUAUAAGGCAAAUUAAAGAGCUCCGCUUCUUCUCUACCGAUUGAAUUCCUUUGAAAUUGCAAUAAUUUUAUUUGAGCUUGGGAUGGCGAAGAAGAAGGAGAGGGCGGUUAAUGUCUCGGGUAAGCCAAAGCAUUCGCUUGACGUUAACCGCAGCAAUGGCGCAUCAGACAAAGGAACUAGGUCUGCUGGCACUGUCCGAAGGCUCAAGAUGUACAACACCCGCCCCAAGCGGGACUGUAAGGGAAAGAUCCUCAAGCAUGAGUUACAAUCGAAGGAUCUGCCAAACACACGCAUCGAGCCUGACCGCCGCUGGUUCGGUAACACUCGAGUUGUAAAUCAGAAGGAACUUGAAUUCUUUCGUGAGGAGCUUCAAAAUCGGUUAUCAAGCAAUUAUAAUGUCAUUUUAAAGGAGAGGAAGCUGCCACUUUCUCUUCUUAAUGAUCAUCAAAAGCAAGCAAAAGCUCAUCUUCUGGAUACAGAGCCUUUUGAGGAUGCUUUUGGACCCAAGAGGAAACGAAAACGUCCAAGGCUUUUAGCAGCUGACUAUGAAUCAUUGAUUAAGAAGGCUGAUGGAUCCCAAGAUGCCUUUGAGAAGAAAACUUCAGCCAUACCAUCUGGAGUAGAGAAUGAAGAGGAUGGUUUCAGAGACUUGGUGAGGCAUUCAAUGUUUGAGAAGGGUCAGAGUAAACGCAUUUGGGGUGAACUCUACAAAGUUGUUGAUUCUUCAGACGUAGUUGUCCAGGUGUUGGAUGCACGGGAUCCACUUGGCACAAGAUGUCGUCAUUUGGAGAAGCACCUGAAGGAGAAUUGCAAACACAAACACAUGGUUUUUUUGCUUAACAAGUGUGACUUGAUUCCUGCGUGGGCCACAAAAGGAUGGCUGCGGGCAUUGUCCAAGGAAUAUCCUACUUUGGCAUUCCAUGCAAGCAUAAACAAAUCUUUUGGAAAGGGAUCUCUUCUUUCAGUGCUGCGACAGUUUGCUCGGUUGAAGAGUGAUAAGCAGGCCAUUUCUGUUGGAUUUGUUGGCUAUCCUAAUGUUGGGAAGUCAUCCGUUAUCAACACAUUACGUACAAAGAAUGUUUGCAAAGUGGCUCCCAUUCCAGGAGAAACAAAAGUGUGGCAGUACAUUACACUUACUAAGAGGAUUUUUUUGAUCGAUUGUCCUGGAGUUGUAUAUCACAACAAAGACUCUGAAACUGAUAUUGUCCUGAAGGGUGUGGUUCGUGUUGAAAACUUGGAAGAUGCGUCAGAGCAUAUUGGGGAAGUUCUCCGGCGUGUUAAGAAGGAACAUCUGCAGCGAGCAUAUAAGAUAGAAAACUGGGUGAAUGAGGAAGACUUUCUUGUAAAGUUGUGCAAGCUGACAGGAAAGCUUUUUAAGGGAGGUGAACCUGAUCUGAAUACUGUUGCAAAGAUGGUUCUUCAUGAUUGGCAAAGAGGGAAGAUACCCUUCUUUGUGCCACCGCCACAACAAGAAGAGGAGGUCGAGGGCAAGUCCAAUGCAUCUGGUGCAGCUGAAGAACCCAUGAUAAGCACAGAUCGAACCGCAUCGGCCAUGAAAGCUAUCGCCGGGAUUAUUGCAUCCCAGCAGCAAAUGCACGUUCCCAGCCACAAAGAUCUCAUUGAUAGCGAUAAGGGAGGUGCUGAUGAUGGUGAUAAAGUAUCUGAGAAUGUGAGGCUGGAACAAUCUCCUGCUAAUUCUGCUGGAGCAACUGGACUUAACAACUAGUCCAUCUUUUGUCCUGUGAAAUCUGGGCUUGCUCUCCUAUCUGGUUCUGUAGAGUAUUGGAGCAGAAGAGAUCAAAAUAUGUUUUGAGGUCUGGAGAAUGUUUCUGCUGAUGUUUUUAGGUUGAAAAGAAGUUUUGUGAAGGAAAUUUUGUUAUAAUAAUGGUAUGUUAUUUAUUAUUGAAUCGAUCAAUUAGGGGAAGAUUUGAGGAGCGCUUGUUUUGGUGCAACUCUAUUAUGUUGUGGUGCUAUGCUUUAUUUAAAUAAAUUUUGCUAUUCUC